UUUCGUCAGACAUGUAACAGCUGACCGCGUAUCAGUCCUUAUUUGACAGUUAGGCACGCUGGUCAUUUAACCAGACGUCAAAAGUUAUAUCCUCUUUGAUAAAUGUUCCACUAGCUCAUGAUUAUCUAUGAAUUUAGGCGUAUUCAACAGAGUUAAUCUCAAGGAUUCCGGAGGAGGAAUGUAUUCAGAAUGGGCAUCACUGAGUGCUUUGAUACAGAGAGGCUCAGACGAGAGCCGGAGUGUCUUGGAAAAGUUGUCGCCAGGAGCUGGACGUGAAGUCGCUCUUCCGGUUGUCAGACAACUGGCCUCCAAUUUGGGAAUAACUCAGGCUGCGGAACCGAGUCCUCUGACAACAGACAAGGAGGUCCAGUGGUGCAUGGAGGUGAUAUGUUUCGGGCUGUCAUUACCUCUGGCUGAACAUGACACAGUCAGAGACUGCGUUAAUGUUUACUGCGAGUGGCUGUCGGCUUUGUACGCGUCACCAAAGAUCUCGGUACCAAAACCCAUAGUCGAAGAUCCCAAUUUCUAUGCUAGAAAAAUGAUCAGUCAUUUCCACAAUUUGUUUGUCCCCAGGAAAGGUGAAGUCUGGCCCUUUUUAUAUCAGGAUUUAGGUGCUGAUACAAUAAAUCGUCAAGCAGUUCUUUGCCAUCGGGUACUGAGGACUCUCCAGCAAGUAGCAAGAAGUCCGGGUACUUUGGAAAGUGAAACCUGGGAAAGUUUGUUAUUAUUUUUAAUUGGUAUAAAUGACGCGUUACUGGCACCACCUGCUGUAAGAGAAGACGCUGGAGAGCAACUUUGCGAAAGAGUUCUUGGUGUUUUACUUGAAGUAUGGUUGGUGGCCUGUGAGAAGAAUUUCCCGUCUCCUCCGCUGUGGCGAACCCUCAGAGAGUCUUGUCUGCGUUGGCGCCAUCGUCUCGCCUUGAUAGAGCAGUGGAACCGCGUUUGUUUGGCUUUGACUGCAAAGUUAUUGAACAUAAUGUACGGGCCGAGCUUUCCGGAGUUAAAAAUAAGUGAAGAAGAUGCACAAGUGGUACCACCGACGAUGUCCGAUGAGGCGGUAGCGCAAGCAUGGUACCGACUGCUACGCACUGUUGGUGACCCAGUGGAUUUAUGUAGACCAGCUGUCAUAUCACAGACACAGGCGUUCUUACAGUACGCAAUAGCCAGUCCCAAUGUUGUCGAUCCUUGUCAUCAUCCGUGUCUUCAAAGUUUACCGCAGAUUUUUUUAAAAGCUAUCAAAGGAAUUGCCGGACAAGUUGAUGCAUUUCUCGGAAUAUCACAAGCCUGCUGCUGGGAAGAAUGUUGCGCAACUAGCAGCAGCACACCAGGAUCUAGCAUACAUGGAGUGGGAGGCGUUGGCGCGGACAGGAUUAGCAACAAAGAUCAGCCACAGCCGUCGCCUACGCCUCCAACGCAACGGCGCCUUGCCAAGAGUUUCAGCGUCACACCUUCUGCCGUCACUAAGGGAAUACCCAAAGCGUCUCUCAUUGGAUUGACGAGCAGCAGACUUUCUAACACACCGCCCACUAUUGCUAAUUCUGGACCAUCUUCUACGUCAAGCACAGCGUCCGUGACAUCUCUUGGUCACGAUGUGAGACCUCCUUUGGCACCAGGUCGACCUAAAUGCAAUAGCAUUCUACAUUUAUUUGGCGAAUGGUUAUUCGAAGCGGCUUUUAUUGGUACCGAGGGAUGGUCACAAAAUUUACCGCGUUCAAAGCGACCAUCAUCGGUGCUAGUUGAUGGUCCCAGUUCAUUGCAAGAGACAAUAACUGAAAUCCCAUCGUCCCUUAGUAUCGAUCGUUACGAAUCCGGUCGAGCGGAAGCUAUGGGUGCACUUUGUCGUAUUUUCUGUGCAAAAAAAACAGGCGAAGAAAUACUACCAGUCUACCUGGCGCGAUUUUAUCAAGCAAUGAACCAGGGUCUCAAAGUCAACGAGCCCCGAGAAUGCGGCGAAACUCUAGCGAGUAUUCUAACAAACUCCGCAGAUCUGUUUCGAUUGGAUUUAGAUGGGAUUGAAAUACUGGCACCCACAGUUAUAAAUGCUCUGGAAUUAGUUCUGCCUGACAAAGAUUUAAAAUUAAAGUCAACAUCAGUAUCAAAAAUUGAUUUAAGAAGAUCGUCAAUUCAGUUGCUGAUAUCAAUGCUAGUUUUGCCGAUUCAUUAUCAGAAUCUUCCAAUACGUGAACUACCCACGCCUGGAAAUAUUAAUCAAGACAAACCAUUAAUAACUUUUGGACAACUUAAGCCAAGGCUAAUGAACUUAUUAAUUAAUGCUCUGCAAGUAGAGACUGAUCCUCUAAACACGCACAUGUUACUUGGUGGAUUAUUGCUCAGCGUCCAAGACUCUGCAACGGUUGAAGAAGUAGAACAGUCGACAACUCAAGACACGUUGACUAACGAAACUCCGACGAAUUUGCUGUCAUCUGUCAGCAGCGACUCGACCAGUCAGAUAAGCAUUUCAAGUGAUCAACGAUCGCUCAGCGAGACUUCUGACGGUGGUACUGUCCAAGAAGAAAGUCCGUCCUUUGAUUCAGCUCACGCUCUUUUUUUGAGAGCGACUUAUCUAGUAUGUCAUCGGUUGAUCUCAUCAUGGAAGACAGAUCUCAAUAUUUCUCUAGCCGCUCUCGAGUUACUGUCAGGUCUAGCGCGAACGAAAAUACGCGAAACAGCAAGACGAUUGACAGACGCCUUGGAAUGUAAGAGAGCCGUGAAAUGGUUGUGUGACUACAUAACUUAUCAAUGCUGGCGACCACCUCCAGCUCACUCCAAAGAUUUGCAUUCCUCAAUAGUCGCGGCUUUCGGUUGCUUGACGACUUGGCUUACAGCUCACCCCCAAUUACUUCAGGACAAAGAUUGUCUGACAACUGUUUUCGAGGUCGUGGAACUCGGCAUAUCAGGAUCAAAGAGUGUCGGCAAACCUGGCGAGCCAAUCAAAAUGAAAGAUAAAAAAGAAUUGAAACCAGCAUCGAUGCGAGUACGGGACGCGGCGGAUGCGCUUCUUACAGUAAUUCUUGAACAGGUUGGAUAUUUUCCUAGUCCAUGUGGUGCUCAGUCUCUUUCAUCGCUCAUAGAUGAAAUAGUUCUUGUGCAAAAAUGUAAAAAUAAUAACAAUGAUCGUGUUGGUCGUCAAGCUGCUGUAGAACGUUUCCGAUAUUUUGUUGCGGAGAAUGCAACGAUGCUGGCUUUGCUAGAAGAACCACUGGCACAUCAAACGGAGCCUCAUCCAACAGUAACCGUUUUAAUUCGCGGGCCAUUUGGUAGACAUGCCUGGACGAUGCAACUCCGUCAUUUACCUAGACAUAAAUCGGGCGUUCGUAGCAUAAAUUCUAAACCCGGAAGGCCUUUGCCUUUGUCGGACCCGGCACCUCGCCCGGAGUAUAAACCAAAAUUUUUCCCUGAUAAUAUUGAUCGGAUACCGCACUGUAAAAUAGAUGAAUCGAUACCUACUCUUGAAGCAGUGAUGAAUGAAACGGAAGAACUGAGACAACAGCACCAGUUAUUUUCACAAUUACUGGAGCGACAAAUAGAACUUGAGAAGCGACUUAAUGAAGAACUUAAAUCUAAAAAAGAUGAUAAUUUUAAAGAGUGUGUUCCUCCGGAAAACUGCGAAGAAUUUCAAACCGCAAGAUUAUUUUUGAGUCAUUUUGGUUUUUUGAACUUCGAAGCAACUGAUGAAAAUAGUACUGGAGGAUUAAUAGCACUAGAUCAAAUGAUUCCAGGUUUUUGCACGGAUCUUGAAAAUCUUGAUCAUAUAAGUCCAAGAACCUGUGACACAGUUCAUAUAUUUUAUGUAAAAGCCGGUCAAAAAAAUCCAUCGGAAAUCCUAGCAAACGUUCAACAUCACACUGAUGUGUCUCCACAUUUUAUGGAGCUGCUGAGCUCACUCGGCUGGCCUGUUAGUGUUGCCACGCAUGCAGGUUGGACUGGUCACGUCUCAACAUCCUGGCGAGUCUCUACGCAAUCCAGUAAUUCGCGGGCAUUGAGUUCCGAUCACGGUGGGGCAGUUUUCAAUGGGGAGACACAUGUUUUAUAUUGGGCAGACGUGAGUUCAGAGAUUGCAUUCAUCGUGCCUACUGGCUCUGCUCUAACGCACUUACCAGACAACCUAGAUGACGUCAGCUACAACAGUGAUACCAGUGGUGGACAACCCUGGUAUGAAAGAAGCAUCAGCGAAGUUACUGCUCGUGUUGGAUCCUCCCAGUCUUACGGAACCAGAACGAUGUCUCUCGAUUUGGAAAAACAGCCGCCAAGUUUAACUGGAUCCGGUCCGUCAAGUGUUUCUAGCAAUCAAGAACCCACAAGAACUAGGCGGACUGCAAAACAUUCUCUUCCUUGGCAAACCGACACCAGAAUUAUGGUCGUCUGGCUCGAGAGCUUCGAAGAUUGUUUCAAUUUUCCCAUCGCUGAACUUUUACCCUGCACUCACACGGGUCUAGAAUCAUUCCGAGUUUUGCAACCAUCUGAUGUCCAUGUAAUUUUCCUCCAAGCCCUAGGAAACGGAUUACUUCGAGUCAAAUUACAGGGUCCAGUGUCUAGAAUAAAUUUAGCGACGCCAUUGAUCGAUGGCAUGGUCAUAUCACGGAGAGUUCUGGGGACUCUAGUACGACAGACGGCUUUAAAUAUGGGACGUAGAAAAAGGCUUGAGAACGAUAGUUAUCACCCGCCGCACGUGCGUCGACGAUUGAAGAUUCAAGACAUAGUACAAAAGUAUAAAAGAGAUUUAUCACGGCCCGAGUUACUCACUCUUUUAUUCAGUCGGACAUCAAUAUAGAUCAAAAUAUAAAUAUAUGAUAAUUAUAAAUAUAUAAAUAUAUAAUAUAAUCAAUUAAAAUAUUUUUCAAUUAU
Microplitis mediator is the source of this 4845-nucleotide messenger RNA. Its product is annotated as ral GTPase-activating protein subunit beta. The transcript is spliced from 18 exons. The record is from RefSeq and is a predicted model, not a curated record. Gene Ontology annotation, molecular function: GTPase activator activity. NCBI's taxonomy places the organism in Eukaryota, Metazoa, Arthropoda, Insecta, Hymenoptera, Braconidae. Bases 128 to 4771 code for a protein of 1547 amino acids. Gene Ontology annotation, biological process: activation of GTPase activity; regulation of small GTPase mediated signal transduction.